Molecule: messenger RNA, 820 nt
Organism: Dacryopinax primogenitus
Lineage: Eukaryota; Fungi; Basidiomycota; Dacrymycetes; Dacrymycetales; Dacrymycetaceae
Exons: 3
Coding region: 50-484 (144 amino acids)
Source: RefSeq, a predicted model, not a curated record
GGAAGCGGUGUCUAUCCCGCUUGUUGCGCUGAAGAAUAGCAGGGAGGAGAUGUCUACGAGCCGGUUUGCGAGCAGCGAGAACGUUGUGGACGAUCGGUUGGUGCCGAAUGCUGGAAGCGCUGCGAGAGAUUUCUGCGCCCUAGAGCGGACAUGGCUAUCCAACAUCCGCCUGUGUUUCCUCUUCAUCCUCAUCAGUUCUGCACUCAUGCUCCGCACCCGCCUUCCUUCGCCCAACUCUGAUCAGCAGGACGAAGUUCGCAUGCCACUGCCGGCAUCGAUGACCUUUGGAGCGUUGUACUUUGUAUGCACGCUCGCUCUUGUCGUCGGCGGGUGGUGGAGCUACAGGGAUGUGAGGAUCGGACUGGAGAAACAUGUGGGCUUUGUGGGCAACUUCAGAUACAUGGGCGCGAUUCUGCUCUGCGUUGUGGCACUCAUCCUCGCCACGGCAAUCGCUCUCAUGGUUCAGUCUGGGGGGGCUCUGUAGUUUGCACGCCUUCCCAUUCUUUCUUCCUUCCGGUCACAACGCCACUGCGCAUAUACACUCUGUCACGUCCGACUAUGGCUUAGAUGCACCUUCGAGUCGACCUAUUGGAUAUCCGGCUGAUGCAGUGAGCGAGUGCAUGACGAGAUCACCGACAAUUCGGUGUGGUUAUCGUAGUACAGUUGGGCGGCCAUGCGCGGUCAAUGCCGAUUUUGACAUGCCCUUAUACUCGGUUGGCAAUUCAUGAAAUCCCAGAAGAUUGCUGUCGAUACCGUAUCAUCGCAUGGGUUCGAACUGGAGAUCGCAGCACCGACAAUCCAACCUAUACCAAAAGCAAUU